GUGAAAUCCUUCUUUUGGCUUCAGCUAGUAUUCCUGAGUCAGCAGAGUAUAAUCUACAGGACUCUCUGGGCCUGAUGUGAUGUCAUUACUGUCAAGGAUUGUCCCACAACCAGCUGGAAAUCUUUGAAAGCAGAGGAGGUUGUUCCUCCCCUAUGGUUGGCGUGGCCAGCUGGAUCAACUUCCGCUGGAUAUUUGCUCCGAAGAUUCUGCAGCUUUGAGGUCUUGGGAGAUCUGACGUACAGCCGGCAGAAGGACUUGCUCUGUUUAUCAGCAGUCAUUGGACUUCAGCAUGAUUACUCCCCAGUUGCUGGCUUAUGUGGCAAUUUCAGUUUCCUGUGUCUUAAAAGUCAGCUCCCUGGAUACCUUCAUUGCAGCUGUUUAUGAACACGCCGUGAUAUUGCCUAAUACCACCCUAAUACCAGUGUCCCGUGAAGAGGCAUUGGCGUUAAUGAACCGAAAUCUGGAUCUUUUGGAGGGAGCGAUCACUUCAGCAGCAAAACAGGGUGCACAUAUUAUUGUGACUCCAGAAGAUGGUAUCUAUGGCUGGAAUUUUAACAGAGAAACUAUCUAUCCAUACUUGGAGGAUAUCCCAGACCCUCGAGUGAACUGGAUCCCUUGUAAUUAUCCCAACAGGUUUGGCCACACCCCAGUGCAAGAAAGACUCAGCUGCCUGGCCAAGCACAACUCUAUCUACGUUGUGGCAAAUAUUGGGGACAAGAAGCCAUGCAAUGCCAGUGACCCUCAGUGUCCCCCCGAUGGCCGUUACCAGUACAACACUGAUGUGGUGUUUGAUUCUCAGGGAAAACUGGUGGCACGCUACCAUAAGUACAACCUUUUCAUGGGUGAGGAUCAAUUCAACGUACCAAAGAAGCCUGAGGUUGUGACUUUUGACACCAUCUUUGGAAGAUUUGGCAUUUUCACAUGCUUCGAUAUACUCUUCCAUGAUCCCGCUGUUACUCUGGUGAAAGAUUUCCAUGUGGAUACCAUAGUUUUCCCAACAGCGUGGAUGAAUGUCUUGCCACAUUUAUCAGCUAUUGAAUUCCACUCGGCUUGGGCAGUGGGCAUGGGGGUUAACUUCCUUGCAGCCAACAUACACCACCCCCACAAGAGGAUGACAGGAAGCGGCAUCUAUGCACCUGACUCUCCAAGAGCAUUUCAUUAUGACAUGAAGACAAAGGAGGGAAAACUCCUCAUCUCACGACUGAAUUCUUCUUCAUACGACCCUGGAGUGGUAAAUUGGGCUUCUUAUGCCAGUAGUAUAAAAGCAUUCUCCACAGGAAAUCAGGAAUUUAAAAGUACUGCGUUUUUUGAUGAAUUCACCUUCUUGGAGCUCACAAGAGUCACAGGAAAUUACACAGUUUGUCAGAAAGAACUCUGCUGCCAUCUAAGCUACAAGAUGUCUGAGAAGAAACCAGAUGAAGUUUAUGCCCUAGGGGCAUUUGAUGGACUACAUAUUGUCGAAGGGAGUUAUUAUCUACAGAUUUGUACUCUGCUGAAGUGUAAAACACCAAACUUACGCACUUGUGGUGAUGCGGUUGAAUCUGCUUCCACCAGGUUUGAAAUGUUUUCCCUCAGUGGCACUUUUGGAACCCAAUAUGUCUUCCCUGAGGUGUUGCUGAGUGACAGUCAGCUUGCACCUGGGGAAUUUCAGGUGUCAAGUGAUGGACGCUUGUUUAGUGUGAAGCCGCCAUCUGGACCUGUCUUGACCGUAACUCUGUUUGGGAGGUUGUAUGAGAAGGACUGGAUAUUAAAGGCUUCAUCAGACCUCAGGGCACAAGCACCGGGAGUAAUGCUCAUAGUUAUAGCACUGACUGUGUGCUCAUUCAGUUGCUUAAACAGAAUGGUUACCUAGUUAAGAAGAUCCAGCUAGCCUGAUUCCAUGAGACUCAACUAGAUACUCUCAGAGAAGCAUUGCUGAUGAACUGAUGCUGAAACCAUCAGACCAUCUGGAUGUUGGGAAAGCAGAAAGUCACACGGAUGAAAUCAUGUACUUGAUCUGUCCUUAAAUAUUCUUUUUUAGUAACAAAAGAAUCUGUUGAUACAACUUAGUGAAACAAAGGACAUCGUUUAAGUCAAAAACAUCUCUCAACCGGUAGACUAUCCACAUAGCCCCGAGAUCAGCCCCACACUAUACGAAGCACGCCCUUCUGCAAAGGAGAGCAUGAUCCAUACCAGUAAUACAUCAUUCUGAAAUAAACAUUUUUGUGGUAGAUACUUUUCAAAAAAAAAUACUAUCUCAUCCAAUAAUAUUUGAGUAAAAUUCACCUUAUACUUUUGGGUGACGUUAACUACCUUUUAAAAAGGGCCCAUUAGAAAAUAACCCCCUAUGUAUUUAGGGACCGCAAUCAUCAUGGAAAGCCUCAAUACUUCAUACAAUUUUAAUUUAAAGAAGCAAAUUGUUGUAACGGUGUUAAGUUUAAAAUAUUAAAGCCUUCAAUAAACCCUAAGGGCUUCUUUGCUAUUCUAUUUUGGCAAAUAAUAUCACAUAUCCAUUGUAGCACAGCAAAUUACUGGCAAUGUAACAGCUUAAAACCACAAACAUUCAUUAUCUGACUCAGUUUCUAGGAGUCAGGAUCUGGGAAUGGCUUAAAUGGGUUUUCUGGCUUAAGGUCUCUCUUAACGUUGUAAUAAACCUGUCCCCAGGGUUACAAUCAUCUUAAGUUCCUCUGGGCCUGAAGACUCCACUGCUAAGAUCACUCACAUGGUUGUUGAUGGUCCUCAGCUCCUUGCUGGAAGCUGGCUGUGGACUUUUUCCUUAUGCGUGGGCUACCUGAAAUUUUUCACAAAAAAGCAACUGGCGUCUCCAAGAGUGAGUGAUGAGAUAGACAAAUAUAUCUAUCUAUAUCUGUAUCUAUAUCUAUA
Messenger RNA from Lynx canadensis (Canada lynx), 2862 nucleotides. Its product is annotated as pantetheinase. The record is from RefSeq and is a predicted model, not a curated record. Gene Ontology annotation, molecular function: hydrolase activity, acting on carbon-nitrogen (but not peptide) bonds, in linear amides. The transcript has 11 exons. The coding region runs from base 290 to 1852 and encodes 520 amino acids. NCBI's taxonomy places the organism in Eukaryota, Metazoa, Chordata, Mammalia, Carnivora, Felidae.